AUGUCUACUAAGUUUGAUCUCAAUCGGUAUCGUGUUCCGAGUAAGCUCUUCAUCCAUGGAGAAUGGGUCGAUAGCAAAAGCAAUAAGACGCGGGCAUUCAGCUCAAUUGUAUCUGGCCAAUCCAUUUGCCCAGACGUUCAGUGGGCAAAUGCGGAGGAUGUUGAUAUUGCUGUGGAAUCUGCCAUGAAAGGUCUGAAGGCAUGGCAAGCAAUCAGUAAAACAGAAAGACGAGCUCUCCUUCUGCGUUUUGCAAAGCUUGUGAAAGAACAUACUGAUGAAUUGGCUUGGCUUGAUAGUAUCUUGACGGGUAAGCCUGUCGGACUUGGCAGGUUCGAGGUGAAUGCUGUUGUUGAUGCACUUGAAUACUAUGCCACUUUCAUGGACAAAUUCCCAGGGGAGACGACUGUAGUCGAAGAUGAAGGACUCACGUACACCCACUAUCAGCCGUAUGGAGUAUGUGCCGCGAUGUUACCUUACAAUGGGCCUCUUAUAUGCACCGGGAUGAAGCUUGCUCCUGCCCUUGCAGCAGGGAACGUCCUUAUUUCCAAAACAAGCGAAACAAACCCAUUUGGUUGCCUUCGCCUUGCGGAACUAGCUGUUCAAGCUGGAAUCCCUCCUGGCGUCGCUAAUUGCAUCAACGGCGACGUUGAAGCCGGCAGCGCUUUAGCAUCGCAUAUGAAGAUACGCAAGAUCAGCUUCACUGGCAGCGUUGCUGUUGGAAAGCAGAUUCAGAUCGCUGCUGCUAAGUCAAAUCUGAAACGUGUCACUCUUGAAUUGGGCGGCAAGAGUCCUAUAAUUGUGUUUCCAGACGCCGAUAUGGAUAAAGCGGUGCAGAUGUGCACGCUUUUCUUGACAUUGAAUGGUCAAGGCUGCAUACUUCCUACCCGCGCAUACGUGCACGAGUCUGUAUUCGACGAAAUCCUCUCUCGAGUAAAGACGGUUGUGCAAUCGUAUCGGGAAAAUAUGCGGUCUGAUCCCUUACUGGAUGAGACCUGGAGUAUGCCCUUGUUUCACGAACGACAGAGGGAUAGUGUGCGCUCAUUUAUCGAAAGAGCAAAGCAAGAAGCAACUUUGGUCGUUGAUGGUUACCCUGAAGACCCUAAAGAUCCCUACAUUGGUCCGACUAUCUUUACAAACCCUUUACCUACAGCCCAAGUUUUACGAGAAGAGGCAUUUGGGCCUGUGCUUGUUAUAUGCGCAUUCAAUGACACUGACAAGGUCAUUGAACUUGCCAAUGAUACGGAAUACGGUCUAGGGGCCUACGUAUGCACGAAAGACAUCGGAACUGCGCUUCGGCUUUCAAAUAAGCUUGAAGCGGGGUCGAUAGGGAUCAACAGGUCGGCUUAUGCAAUUGAAACUCCUUUUGGUGGUUGGAAACAAAGCGGUCAAAAUGUAGAAAACGGCCGGGAGGGUUAUCGUGACUGGUUGCAAGUGAAGACCAUUGUCAUCGGUGCAUCAUGA
Molecule: messenger RNA, 1461 nt
Organism: Bipolaris maydis ATCC 48331
Lineage: Eukaryota; Fungi; Ascomycota; Dothideomycetes; Pleosporales; Pleosporaceae
Product: aldehyde dehydrogenase domain-containing protein
Molecular function (GO): aldehyde dehydrogenase (NAD+) activity
Source: RefSeq, a predicted model, not a curated record